CCGUACACGUGAUCAGUCCAUAUUUGCAUAUCGUGAAAUCCCGAAACGAAAGGGACUGUGGGAUGUCAACAUGGCUGCCUCCAGUAGAAAUUUGUUGUCCUGGGGGGCAAAUAGCUUUGGGCAGUUGGCAUUGGGUCAUAACAGGGACUGCCUCAUUCCAGAAGUCAUUGUGCAUCCCCCAGAGGGUGUAACAGCAGUCGCUGGAGGAGCAGGACACACUGCCUUAUUGACGAAUAAAGGUAAAGUCUUCAUGUGUGGCAGUAACUUCAAAGGCCAGCUUGGUUUAGGCCACACGCAAAAUAUGUACAGACUCGUUGAGGUGCCAGAGGUUCCGUUUGUUACUAAGAUAGCGUGUGGCUGGGAUCACACUCUAGCAAUAACAGAUGCAGGAAGUUUGUACUCCUGGGGCUCCAAUAUGUUUGGUCAACUUGCCCACACGACAAAUUGUCCUGCCAGAAUAGGUGAAUUUCCCCCAGGUUAUAAGAUUACAGAUAUUGCCGCUGGUCUCAGGCAUUCACUGGCCGUAACGGAAAAUGGCCAGGUCUGGUCGUGGGGGAGUGGAUCCAAAGGUCAACUUGGAAGGCUCGAGACCCAGACAGGAGGUCAAGGGUCAGUGGGUCAGACGCCAGAGAGGUCAAAUAAACCUGAAAGAGUGGACUUUGGUGAAGAAGAGGUGAAGAUUGUGCAAGCUGCCGCUGGGGCAAACCACAGCGUCGCAUUAUCAGAUGAAGGACUUUUAUAUGUCUGGGGAGAAAACAAACGUGGGCAGCUCGGAGUGGAGCCUUCUGGCGAGACUGGAGGCAAGAAGGACAUCAUACCCAAGCCUAAGUGUUUAAGUAGGGAGCUGUUUGGUGGUAGAUCGGUCUCAAGGAUUCACUCCGGAUGGACGCAUAUGGUAGCAAUCUUAGAUGACCGUACCGUGGUCUCAUGGGGGCGUAAUGAUUACGGCCAGCUCGGACGGCUAACCGAGUCCGAGGGAAGUGAUGAAGCUGAAGAGGAGGAAGUAGACGCUAGCGGGGACAGUGCAGCGCGGAGUACCAGCAAGAAUAGCUGUGUCCCGGAGGAAGUGCCGCUACUCAAGAAUUGCACUCAGGUCGCAUGUGGAGCGGAGCACAACUUGGCAAUUACAGAGGACCAGGUUCUUCUUGCGUGGGGAUGGAACGAGCACGGCAUGUGUGGUGACGGGCGGGUCAUUGACCUCCGCAUCCCCAAGAAAGUCGACACCCGCCUCGGCGGGAAGCCAGUACUAAUAGGCUGUGGGGCUGGCCACUGCCUCGCCCUGUGCCAAGGAUGUGAGUAAAGAGACUGGCACCAGACUGAAUCUCUACUAUUCCUAGGUGGGAAUAGGUCAUUGAUGCUACAAUUGCUGGCCGCGGUUCUGUGAGUACUGCAUGGUGACAUUUUUUUAUUCCUACUACUGCUUGUACUACUAACAAACGUUACCCAAUUGAACAUGGCUCUACUUGGUAGCCAUGUUUUUUUUCCUUCUAAACCGUUUAAAGACAGUUGCAGCUGCAACGUUUAACACCAUUUUACCCCCAAUGACUUAAAUAAAAUAAUAUAAUACUUGUAAAGCGCAACAUAGUAUCAACCUAACAAGGGUAAGAACACGCUUGUCACGACUGGGACUCGAAUUCACACUCUGCUGAUAAUAAUAGUAUCAAAGUCUUAUAUAGUGCACAU
Molecule: messenger RNA, 1683 nt
Organism: Asterias rubens (European starfish)
Lineage: Eukaryota; Metazoa; Echinodermata; Asteroidea; Forcipulatida; Asteriidae
Product: secretion-regulating guanine nucleotide exchange factor-like
Exons: 10
Coding region: 71-1300 (409 amino acids)
Source: RefSeq, a predicted model, not a curated record